AUGGCCAUCACAAAGACGAAGAGAAAUAUAUCCUCCUUCUCCAAGUCCAAAAAGAACAGCAAGGUCCCGGAAAAGGCAUUGCCUGUAACCCUGCUUUCAGGCUUCCUGGGUAGUGGUAAAACCACACUCCUCCAGCAUAUUCUGAAAAGCGACCACGGCCUGAAAAUCGCCGUCAUCGUCAACGAUAUUGGAGCCAUCAACGUCGACGCGUCCCUGAUAAAACAAACUCACAAGGUCACAAGAACAGAAGAGAAGGUUGUCGCACUACAGAAUGGCUGCAUCUGCUGCACCCUCCGAGGCGACCUCCUUGAGGAGCUAGUCAACCUCGCUGAACAGCAUGCCUUUGACUACGUCAUCAUCGAAAGCAGCGGCAUCAGCGAACCCGAGCAGGUCGCUGAGACAUUUGACAACAAGCUGGCAGACCAAAUGAGAAGUAUGGUCGACCAGGCCGAUGGACUCGAUGAAAGCACUCUCAAGGUGCUGAAGAAGCUGGCGAAAGUCGGCGGAUUGGAGAAGUUUGCCCGUCUUGAUACUGCUGUCACCGUCAUCGACGCGUUCACCGUGUACAACGACUUCCACACCGACCAGCUUCUCUCGUCGAGGCGAGACGAUGUCGUGCCUGAGGAUGAGCGUACCGUCUCCGACUUGAUGGUUGACCAGAUUGAGUUUGCUGAUGUCAUUUUGUUGAACAAGACCGACAUGGUUGAUGCUCAAACGCGGGCCAGUUUGAUUGAGCUCAUCAAGAAGCUGAACCACAGGGCAAAGAUCCUGGAGACGAGCUACGGCAAGAUUGAUGUCAAGGAGAUUGUCAACACUGGGCUGUUCAGCCUGGAGCAAGCGCAGACCGGUUACGGAUGGCUGCAGGACCUCCACGAUAUGACCGUCCGAGAGGUCAACGGAAAGAAGACCAUCACGCCCAAGCCUGAGACGGAGGAGUAUAACGUUAGGAACUUUGUCUACUCAUCCCCACGCCCAUUCCACCCACGGCGGUUGUGGCAACUUUUGUAUGACAAGUUCAUCCUGCAAAUGCAGCAUGAAGAGGAGGAGGAACCGGAAAAGAUGGAAGUCGACCCUGAAGACGUCGUCAGCGAAGAGGAAGACGAAAUCAUGAGCAACGAAGAAGAAGGGGAAGAAGAGGACGGGCUCGACAUGCCCCCUAACGAUGUCAUCCUCGCCAACAAACGAGCGCAUCCCUUGUUCAGCCGCCUGUUCCGCUCCAAGGGAGAAUUCUUCCUGGCGACUCGUCCAGGCAGGGCUGGCGAGUGGUCACAAGCCGGCGCUAUGCUGACUCUCAUCGGUGGGAGGCCGUGGUUCUGCACUCUUCCUGAGGAGGAAUACCUGACUGGGAACAAACAAAUCGAUUCUCUCGUGAAGCACGACAUUGCGAAGGGCGGUGAAUGGGGAGACAGGCGUCAGGAGCUGGUUUUCAUUGGAGAGAAUUUAGACGUUGAGGCUCUCCGGGACGUCCUCGACCAGUGCACUCUGACCCGCGACGAGAUGGAAGACUGGUCUCGGGUGAUGAGGAACGGAGUUCUCAGUGAAGAGAAAAAGGCAGAGGCGCUGGAGGAUCUCUUCGAGGACGGCUUCCCCGAUUGGCCUGAUGAGAUCGAUGACGAAGACCACGAAGGCCACGAUCACGGCCCGGUGAAACGCAAGUAA
Verticillium dahliae VdLs.17 is the source of this 1659-nucleotide messenger RNA. RefSeq names its product cobW domain-containing protein. The transcript has 6 exons. The record is from RefSeq and is a predicted model, not a curated record. Lineage: Eukaryota; Fungi; Ascomycota; Sordariomycetes; Glomerellales; Plectosphaerellaceae. Bases 1 to 1659 code for a protein of 552 amino acids.